Molecule: messenger RNA, 1008 nt
Organism: Penicillium argentinense
Lineage: Eukaryota; Fungi; Ascomycota; Eurotiomycetes; Eurotiales; Aspergillaceae
Exons: 2
Coding region: 1-1008 (335 amino acids)
Source: RefSeq, a predicted model, not a curated record
AUGCCUCGUACAAACAAAGAAAUUGAGGAACUGAUUGAAAAAGCGCUGGAUAAACUACAUACCCAAUCUCGGCUAAAUAUCUCAAAAGUUGCGCGUGAACUUGAUGUGCCUUAUCAACGGCUCCGUAGCCCCUAUCGGGGCAAAAAAUCACUAUUUGAACGUGAACCUAAUGGUCGGAAGCUUGAUCCUGCCCAAGAGAAAGCUUUAUGUGGCUGGAUAGACUAUAAUGAUAGUCUAGGAUUACCAGUUAAGCGCACACAAAUUGUGGCAGCUGCAACUUCAAUUUUGAAACUGGCAAACCCAUCCUCACCACCACUGAGUGAAAAAUGGCUCAAACGCUUCCUACAACGACAUCCUAAAUACAAUAUCCGACGUCGAAAAAGCCUUGAUAUUGAACGUCUUCAUGCACAUGACAAAUCAUUGAUUCAGGAGUGGUUUCAAAGGUUUCAAAAUGCAUUUGAUCUAUAUGGUGUUCAACCUGAAGAUUUAUAUGAUUUUGAUGAAACAGGCUUCCAAAUUGGUAUUGGAAAAGACCAAUGGAUCAUUACACGUGAACCUAGGCGAAAAAUUGUUUCUGGAAAUCCUAAUAUUGUGUGUGAUAAUCUGGUGGAUUAUAAUCAUCCUGAAGUGCCAGAAUCCCCCUCAACCAAUUCAUCCAAUUCAACAAAUAUCAGCACACUCAAAACAAUUCAACGAUUUCAGAGACUUGAGAGCAGGCUUUUGACGUUGAACAAGGAUAUUUCUCAUUAUGAAAAUAUUGUCAAAAAGCUCUCAAAGGGGGCACAAUCAUGUGCAUAUCAGCUAGAGGAGGCACACCGAGAGAUUGAGACAUCAAAAGCUGCAACUGCUGCACGCCAUGCACGUUAUGCGAAUGUGGCGAAAAUGAAUCAGGAUAAACAAAAGCUGACUGAUUUGGAGGCAAUUGAUAAACUGCGGCCCCAGUGGAAGAAGGUUAUGAUUGAACUAAAACGGCACUGUAGGCAGUCAGGACGCCGUUUGAAGCGCUGA